UGGGGACAUGGGAUUGGCUUGUGAAUUUUGGCACGCAGACAAAGGUGCAAGCUGGCAGGAACUCAGAUACAUGCUCGGCAAAACCGUGGCUUCCCAGACGAGAGCCGCAACAGGAGCAACCCCCGGCUCCUCCAAUUAGCUGCGAAAAGGUGUCAAUUCGUCGCGAUCCAAACUCCAUACUUGACUUAGUGGACACUGGUCAAUAGCUCCAACACGGGGAUUCAAUGCUCAUGAUCAGAGUACUCUAGCAUCGCAAACAACCACGACACUCCUUUGAAGUUAUAGCGAUCGAUCGGAUCGAUACAUACCCGAUAAUGUACUUCGUCUCUGCGGCCAAGGCCCUCGUGGCCGCUGCUGUCUUCUCAGCUGUCACUGCUCACAACAUCGUCCUGCCUGCUCACGGCCGAGAAUGCUUUCACGAGUCCCUACACAAGGACGACACUAUGACUGUCACUUUCCAGGUUGGCGAUCGUGAAUUCGGUAGCGCAGGCAACCUUGAUAUCGACUUCUGGAUCACCAACCCUGCUGGUCAAUACGAGACAAACGAGAAGAGUAUCUCCAACGGCGAUUAUUCGUUCACAGCUAAGCAUGAUGGCAAAUACAUAUACUGCUUCGGAAAUGAGAACUGGGGUGCCAACACCAAGGAGGUCUCCUUCAACGUCCACGGAAUCGUCUACGUGAGCGAGCACGAAAUGCCUGCCGACCCCCUCGACCGUGAAGUUAGCUUACAACAUUCUGCAGUUCGGAAGCUGUCCGAUCUUCUUGCCCAGGUCAAGGACGAACAAGAAUACAUCGUGAUCCGUGAGCGCACCCACCGAAACACCGCCGAGAGCACAAACAGCCGAGUCAAGUGGUGGAACAUGUUCGUCAUUGGUGUUGUCAUUGGUGAAUCUCUCUUCCAGGUCUGGUGGCUGCGACGUUUCUUCGAGGUCAAGCGGGUGGUUUAA
Molecule: messenger RNA, 947 nt
Organism: Fusarium oxysporum Fo47
Lineage: Eukaryota; Fungi; Ascomycota; Sordariomycetes; Hypocreales; Nectriaceae
Product: emp24/gp25L/p24 family/GOLD-domain-containing protein
Exons: 3
Coding region: 315-947 (210 amino acids)
Biological process (GO): protein retention in ER lumen; Golgi organization; intracellular protein transport
Cellular component (GO): endoplasmic reticulum; endoplasmic reticulum-Golgi intermediate compartment; Golgi apparatus
Source: RefSeq, a predicted model, not a curated record